Molecule: messenger RNA, 795 nt
Organism: Protopolystoma xenopodis
Lineage: Eukaryota; Metazoa; Platyhelminthes; Monogenea; Polystomatidea; Polystomatidae
Source: the annotation of a GenBank genome assembly
AUGCUGAAUCGGCUCGUGGUUCCGCGAGUCAACGGAUCCGCCCAUGCCGGAGUCUGGGAGUUGUGGGGUCAGAACGCGGCCGGUUUUCUGUCCACCAGUUGCCAGGUGAUGGUGAAUCGAAUCGUGAGUCCGGCCGACGUGCAAGAGGAGAAUGUGGUUGCUGUGACACGGCCUUCUUCCGGGCGGACGGACCAGACGUCGAGGCCGGCGCCGGAGGUCCGACUGGAGCCGUCGACGACGCCCACAAGCCAGGCUCGUGUGACCAUCGUCAAGCAGAGCAUCGAGCAUCACCUCGGACCGGUAGCAUCGCCGCCGGUGCUGACGCGCUAUCCACUCGACUUUCUCGACGACGAGCUGUCGACGGAGACGAAGAGAACUGAACCGUCGGCCUCGUUCAUGCAUCCGGCCUCGGGCCGACGCACCCAACUCUGCUUCUCGAACACGGUCGUCGCGGCGCCGCCCGAGUUCUUGACCAUGUUCAACGACCAGAUCUGCCGGUUGGGCGAAUUGGUCCGACUCGACUGUCAAGUGGCCGGAGUGCCGACACCAAAGGCAAGUGGACCGAUUCGAAGCACAGAUUUGCUUGCAACAACGUUGCCGAGUGGUCGGCUUCACUUCAUUUGGCGUCGUGACGCCGUUUCGUGGCGCCAUUUUGGCAGUCGCCAUGUUUCCCCAUCGACAUUCGACUUGACCGCGUGUUCACAACUCGCCGCUGACCCUCGCGGUCAGACGAAUGCGAGACUGAGACGAGUGGCCAGUCAAUCCGAGCCAUUUUGCCUCUUUCUGUAUGCUUGA